GGGCGGGCCUUGGCGCCUGGCUUCUCUUGUUGGGUGUUGAUCCUGAAUGAAGGCGUCCGUCGGCUCCGGCGUUCCCUGUUCCACCGUCCGCUGCCUCCCGUCUUCCCGCUCACCAUGUCCGGGAAACACUUCAAGGGACCCGAAGUUAGUUGCUGCGUCAAAUAUGUGCUGUUCGGCUUCAACAUCGUGUUCUGGUUGCUGGGAGCUGCAUUUCUGGGAAUAGGCCUCUGGGCUUGGGCUGAGAAGGGUGUGCUUUCUAACAUCUCUUCUAUCACAGACCUGGGAGGAUUUGACCCAGUGUGGUUGUUCAUUGUUGUUGGUGGAGUCAUGUUCAUGCUUGGAUUUGCUGGUUGUAUUGGUGCACUGCGUGAGAAUACUUUCCUAUUGAAAUUUUUUUCAGUAUUUCUGGGUCUAAUUUUCUUCAUGGAGUUGACAACUGGGAUUCUAGCAUUUGUCUUCAAGGACUGGAUCAAGGAUCAACUCAACUUAUUUAUCAACAAAAAUGUUCAAGCUUAUAGGGAUGACAUAGAUCUUCAAAACCUUAUUGAUUUUGCACAAGAAUAUUGGUUGUGCUGUGGUGCUCGAGGGCCCAUCGACUGGGACCUAAAUAUUUACUUCAACUGUACAGAUUUUAACCCAAGCCGAGAGCGAUGUGGUGUUCCAUUUUCUUGCUGUAUAAAAGACCCUGCGGAGGAUGUCAUUAACACACAGUGUGGAUAUGAUGUAAGGUCGAAAAUGGAAAUAGAUCAACAAGAUUAUAUUUAUACCAAAGGAUGCGUUGGCCAGUUUGAGAAGUGGCUGCAGGAAAAUUUGAUUGUGGUUGCUGGAAUUUUCAUUGCUAUUGCUUUACUGCAGAUAUUUGGAAUUUGCCUGGCACAGAAUCUGGUCACUGACAUUAAAGCUGUCAAAGCCAAUUGACAGUGAACAUAAAUGGCAACACUUUUAAUGAUGCCUCUUUGAUAGAGAAAAAAAAUGAGUCGUUUAUCAUGGCAGUGCUCCAACGUGGAUUAUUACAGAUUUUUUUAAUUUCCUCAAGUUCUGACAUAACUUGCUUAUUUUGAAGAAAGAUUGAGAAAGUCAACAGUGUCAAGUGCUUGUAAAAUAAAUUUAUAGGUGGUAAAUAUGUAAGUGUUACUUUGUUUCUUUAAAUAACAUUAACACAUUUAUUGCACUAAAAUGUCAUUUAAAUUGGUGGUGCAAACUGGUAAACUCAGGAAAUUUACUGUUUUAUUUAGUACGUUAUUAAAUGCUGCAUGGUUGUAUUUAGUUUCACAAGACUGCAAAGGGGUGAAUAUGCAAACACUGGUCUGCUGCUACUUUUAACAACUGGCCUUUAACUUGCAAAAACAUUUCUUGUUGCUGCCACUACAAGCUUUCAGUUUUGGUAGGUAGACGCAAAAUUUGAUUAGGCUAUGACUAUUCCUAAACUUCUCCUGAGUAAAUGCUGGAAAGUAAAAUCUGUUAAAAUCUUGGGGGUGUGGUUGUGAUGUGGGCAAAUAUUGAUGAGGUAUUAAUGGGGCACAUGUCAUUGACUAAUUUGUUAUUAGUUAAUUACUUUAGGCAUGAAAGCAGAUGUCUUAUCCAUCAAACCAUAAUUCAUGCACAUUAGUCACAAAGUGUUUAAGAUAACUGGUUCCAUGUACUUUACCCUUUGGGUAUAUGUUUAAAACCAAACCAGAUUAGAUAUUAAUAUAGGAAAUUUUCUCAGUCUGGGAUUUUUUUUUGACAAAAGUAAUUGUUUAAUUUGAGCAUACCUUUUUGUAUAUUCAUUUCUGUAUGAAUUUCCUCAGUCUUAUGUGCUGGAAGUUUAAACUAAUGCUAUGACAAUACUGUUAUUUCAGCAUAAUUAUAAGGACUUCAGCUCAUCAUAUUUGUAUAUCAUAUGUUUUGCUUUCACAUGGUCAGUCCCAUUGCAUCAAAUAUUUAAGGAAAAUUUCUGCACCGGUACUUUUGGUUCAUUGCCAUGCAGUCCAGUUGAGAUUAAACUUAAUUGAUUUAGUCUAAAUGUAAAUAGAUUAUUUUAAAUACACUGGUAAAUACAUAAUUUUACAUUGUUAUAAGCUAUCAUUAUUCUGACAUGAAGUAAAAUAACAUGCACUGUUCCACCAUACGUUUCCUGUUAUCCAAGAUUUGUUUAAGGUUAUUACGGCUAUCUUCUAAAAUUGGUGUAAAUUGAUGUUUUUCAUGAACAAUAAUGUUAAGGAUCAUAAGUGGAAAUAACUUGUGCCAAUUCAUUUAAGUUUUUGGACCGAGUUGUAACUUUUAAGCUCUUUCUACUUUACAACUACUGUUUUAAAAAGCUUUUUAUGAUGGUAAAAUUUUUAGUUUUAUAUGCAUCACAGCAAUAUUAUAAGUCAAUCAGACCAAAACAUGCUGUUUGCUCUUCUGUGGCAAAACCUUACUAUUACUCUUUUGCAAGAUUAGUCUUUAUACUUGCACUUUUCACAAUCAUUGUAGAAUGUAAUCUGACUCAAUGUUGAUGGUGUUAAUGCAGUUUGAUAGAGCUGCCUCAGAGUCCCUUUGGAAUAUUGUAUAGCUGGAUUUCUAAGUGGCAAAUUUAUGGAGUGUAAUUUCUUUUCUGCAACUGUUUUCAUUUUACAUUCUAAUUGGUACUUAAGUCGAAUUGAGUUAAAAUGGUGUAGUCAGUAAACAGAAUCCAAUGCAGUUGUUCUCUUUUAUUGCUGGUUACUUUAGGUAUUUCCAUGUGAUGUACAAUAGUUAAACAUUUUGCUCAAAGUGAUGUCUCGAUUUUUGAGGCUUUCAGAAAACUUCUAGUAAUUGCAAGAUUUUGGCUUUUUUGUCUCACAAAAAUUAAUUCUAUAAGCAGUGUUUAUGUUGUCCAUUCUUAUUUUGUGUAGAGUAUCCGGAUAAAUUAUUUCAAAGGUUGUCAGAUUUGAGUGGAUCCCAAUGUGUGAUUUGCAAAUAGCUGUGUUACAUUGUUUUUGCACAGUAUUAAACUUUAUGAAAAUCAGAGUUGUUAACAUGCAUUGCACAUUGUUUGUGAUCAUUGAGGUAUCAAGAUUACA
This is a messenger RNA of Mobula hypostoma (lesser devil ray), 3026 nucleotides long. RefSeq names its product tetraspanin-17. The record is from RefSeq and is a predicted model, not a curated record. The transcript has 9 exons. Gene Ontology annotation, cellular component: plasma membrane. Bases 115 to 918 code for a protein of 267 amino acids. NCBI's taxonomy places the organism in Eukaryota, Metazoa, Chordata, Chondrichthyes, Myliobatiformes, Myliobatidae.